AUGUCGGGCAAAUAUGCAUUCACUACGGCUCUCAAGGAGGUCCGAUUCCUCUUCUGCCAAACGGGCGAGCACAGUGCUGCGACGAGAUCAUUCCUGAUGAGAGCAUAUCCGACCAUGAAGAAGAGCAACCCCAACACCCCCAUCAUGCUGCGCGAAGCGGCUGGCACCCUGCCCAGGGUGUAUGCACGAUACGCUCUCGGAAAGGAGAAGAGCCAGAGCUUGGAGGGGUUGUCGGAUAAGCAGAUCGAGGACGCUGUCACAACGCUCGUUAAGGAGGAGGCUGUAUGA
This is a messenger RNA of Pseudomassariella vexata, 288 nucleotides long. RefSeq names its product thioredoxin-like protein. The transcript has 3 exons. The record is from RefSeq and is a predicted model, not a curated record. Lineage: Eukaryota; Fungi; Ascomycota; Sordariomycetes; Amphisphaeriales; Pseudomassariaceae. Bases 1 to 288 code for a protein of 95 amino acids.